Penicillium olsonii is the source of this 1644-nucleotide messenger RNA. NCBI's taxonomy places the organism in Eukaryota, Fungi, Ascomycota, Eurotiomycetes, Eurotiales, Aspergillaceae. The record is from the annotation of a GenBank genome assembly.
AUGGGCCCGAAUAAUAGGGAUUUGGAGCUCUCAACUUUCGGCCAACAAACACAAUCGUCCACAGAAGAAGACCGCCUAUCAAGCUCUCUCGAUAUCAAUGCCAGUUGCCAAAAACUCGACAUUGAUGUCGAACAAAAUCGACAAUUAGAACACCCUGGUCAAACUCCACCACUGCUGUCAUUUGGCCAAGGGAGGCCGCUCCCACCACCUUUGCCAGGUCGCGACAGCUAUGUUGUCGACUUUGACGGACCAGAAGACCCUACCUUUCCCCAAAACUGGCCUUUGAGCACAAAGCUUUACCUGAGCUUCAUACUAGGAUUCACCUGCUUCGCCUCAACUUUUGAUUCGGCGGUUUUUAGCUCAUCCACCAGCCAUGUGUCCACAUAUUUCGGGGUGAGCGUUGAAGUUGCUUCUCUCACAAGCUCCGUUUACCUUCUCGGCUACGCGUUUGGGCCUUUGAUUUGGGCGCCGCUUUCCGAGCUCUAUGGCCGCCGGUUUCCCAUAGUCGUGGCCAUGCUGGGAUUUGGCAUUUUCAACAUUGCAGUUGCGGUGUCCAAAGAUCUUCAAACUCUUAUGAUCUGCCGCUUCUUCUGCGGCGCCUUCGGCAGCAGCCCACUUAUCAAUGUUGCUGCUAGUUUUGCCGACCUGUACAACAACCGUGCACGUGGAAUCGCUAUUGCCCUCUUUUCCAAUGCUGUCUUUCUGGGACCAUUGAUCGCACCAUGUGUGGGUGGCUUCAUGAACAAAUCUUACCUUGGAUGGCGCUGGACAGCUUACAUACCUGCUUUUAUGGGCUUUGCGGCUUUCAUUCUGAAUCUGGUUUUCCUGAAAGAGACCUAUGCUCCGGUAAUCCUUAGCUCCAAAGCUAAAGAGUUACGGCAUUCUACUGGAAACUGGGGAAUCCAUGCUAAGAACGAUCAGAUUGAAAUUGACUUCCAUGAAUUGGUAGUGAACAAUUUGGGUCGCCCUCUUCAAAUGCUUUACAAGGAGCCGUUGAUAUUGGCUGUCACAGUCUAUCUUAGCUUCAUUUACGGCUUACUUUAUUGCUUCUUGUCUGCAUAUACAAGCAUCUUCCAGGGGGUUUAUAAGAUGUCCGCUGGCGUGGCAGGACUUCCACUCAUCGGUAUUAUUGUAGGCCUCCUCGCCGCAACUUGCUACAUGAUUUUUCUGAGCAAAGAUUACAACGUCAAGCUACAGGCCAAUGGCAAUAUUCCCGUCCCCGAAUGGCGUCUUCCACCGGUGAUCCUCGCUGGUGUGCUUUUCUCCAUGGGGCUAUUUUGGCUUGGUUGGACAGGCUUUACGCGUAGCAUCCACUGGAUUGCACCAACGUUGAGUGGCCUGUUCACGGGUGCCGGUCUACUCAUUAUCUUCAUCCAAUUGUUCAACUAUUUAAUCGACACCUAUUUAGCGCUACCCGCGUCUGCACUAGCCGCAAACACGAUGUGUCGCUCACUUGUGGCAGCGGGAUUUCCGCUAUUUUCUCGACAGAUGUUUGCUGGCAUGGGCAUACAGUGGGCCGGGACUCUGUUGGCCUGCGUCGCCGCUGUUCUUGUUCCUAUUCCAAUCCUGUUCUAUCUAUACGGAAGACGCUUGAGAUUGAAGAGUCAAUAUGCCAAAGUGCUGGAUACCCCACGAACACCCUAA